AUGGGUAUGUCUAUCAGAAGUGGUGCUCAGACUAAUGCAUGGUGUGAUAACUGGUGCCCCUUGAGUCCGAUUAGUACAUUCAUUACGCCGAGAACCAUCACUAAUGCGGGUUUCAAUAUGUACUCUUCAGUUGCCGAUAUAGUUGAUGAUUCGGGCGACUGGAGAUGGCCUGAGGCUUGGUAUGACCUGUUUCCUGUGUUGAUAAACUUACAACCACCAUCUGUUGUUCACAAUGUUCCAGAUAAGCCUACGUGGAAAGACUUGGAUGGUAAAGAUAGUUAUUUCAGCUCUAAGGAAGUUUGGAACAACAUUAGGAGUCGGGGUGCUACGGUGUCUUGGUUCAACAUGAUAUGGUUUUCCCAAUGUAUUCCAAGACACUCGUUCCAUCUGUGGUUGGUUAUAAGAAACAAACUCAAAACUCAGGAUCGUCUUAUGACUUGGGAAGCGGGGAGUGAAACGAACUUAAGACUUAUGUGUUGUCCGAUUUGUCGCUAUGAUCGUGACUCACGUGACCACCUAUUCUUCCAAUGCAGCUUUGCGUCGCAAGUGUGGAAUAAUGUUAAAACUAUGGUUAGUUUGGAGAAUGUUAAUGACUCUUGGGCAUCCGUCUUUGCAUGGAUGGAACAAACGGCUUCCUCAAAGACGUCGAAUGUUAUUGUGGACAAGAUUCUGAUUGAGGCUACGACAUAUUUUAUAUGGCAAGAACGAAAUGCUAGACUUUUCUCUCAUAUCCACAAUUCGGCUGAAACGGUGAUAAAAAUAAUCAAGAACACAGUCAGGUUAAAGCUUAUGGGAUUCAAGUUCCGUGGAAGCGCAGCUCGGAACAGAGUGCUAAAGGCAUGGAAUAUUUAUUCCAAUGAAGAGGAACUAGAUCCGGGCUAG
Helianthus annuus (common sunflower) is the source of this 882-nucleotide messenger RNA. RefSeq lists its product as uncharacterized. The transcript has a single exon. Lineage: Eukaryota; Viridiplantae; Streptophyta; Magnoliopsida; Asterales; Asteraceae. Bases 1 to 882 code for a protein of 293 amino acids. The record is from RefSeq and is a predicted model, not a curated record.